GAGGACACCACAGAACCCGGACGCUCCGGCUGCGGGCCCCGAUGCGUAGGCGCUGCCUUGGCAGCAUGGCGACCGCUUUGCUGCUGCUGCGCGCACUCCGUCGAAGCCCGGGGCUCGGGUGGCUGUGGGGCCCAGUCUCGGGCCGAGGCCCUAGCCUGUUGGUCCGGGAUGGCAGUAGGCGGCCUUACGUGGUUCGCGGGACUCCGGUUGGAGGUCGAGCGUCGCAGAGCUUGCUAUUGCAAAUACUGACCCCCAGGAUUGAAGGCAGUAGCAGAUUAUUACUGAAACAACAUAUAGUUUCCAGCGCAGUUAGACACUGGCAGCUUUCAGGUGGUACCUUCUAUUUUAACACCUCAAGGAUGAAGCAAAAGAAUAAAGACAAUGAUAAACCCAAAGGCAAGCCCCCUGAAGAAGACGAAGAGGAGAAGAGACGGAAGGAACGGGAGGACCAGAUGUACCGGGAGCGGCUGCGUACCUUGUUUGUCAUCGCUGUUGUAAUGAGCCUACUGAACUCGUUCAGCACCAGUGGGGGCAGUAUAUCCUGGACCGACUUCGUCAAUGAGAUGCUUGCUAAAGGCGAGGUGCAGCGUGUACUGGUGGUACCUGAGAGUGAUGUAGUGGAAGUUUAUCUGCAUCCUGGAGCUGUGGUGUUUGGGCGGCCUCGACUGGCCUUGAUGUACCGGAUGCAGGUUGCAAAUAUCGACAAAUUUGAAGAGAAGCUUCGAGCAGCUGAAGAUGAGCUGAACAUUGAGAGCAAGGAUAGGAUUCCCGUUUCCUAUAAGCGCAUGGGAUUCUUUGGAAAUGCCCUCUACGCCCUAGGGAUGACAGCAGUGGGCCUGGCCAUCCUGUGGUAUGUUUUUCGACUGACUGGGAUGACUGGAAGGGAAGGAGGAUUCAGUGCUUUUAAUCAACUUAAAAUGGCGCGUUUUACCAUUGUGGAUGGGAAGACGGGGAAAGGAGUCAGCUUCCAAGACGUAGCAGGAAUGCAUGAAGCCAAACUGGAAGUCCGAGAGUUUGUGGAUUAUCUGAAGAGCCCAGAGCGCUUUCUUCAGCUUGGUGCCAAGGUCCCAAAGGGCGCCCUCUUACUUGGGCCCCCUGGUUGUGGGAAGACACUGUUGGCCAAGGCAGUAGCCACAGAGGCUCAGGUGCCCUUCUUGGCGAUGGCAGGCCCAGAGUUUGUGGAGGUCAUUGGAGGCCUGGGAGCUGCCCGUGUGCGCAGCCUGUUCAAGGAAGCCCGAGCCCGGGCCCCCUGCAUAGUGUACAUUGAUGAGAUCGAUGCCGUCGGCAAGAAGCGUUCCACUUCCAUGUCCGGCUUCUCCAACACGGAGGAGGAGCAGACACUCAACCAGCUCCUGGUUGAGAUGGAUGGAAUGGGCACUACAGACCACGUCAUUGUCUUGGCAUCCACGAAUCGAGCUGACGUUUUGGAUAAUGCUCUGAUGAGGCCUGGCCGACUUGACCGGCAUGUCUUCAUUGAUCUUCCUACUCUUCAGGAGAGGCGGGAGAUUUUCGAGCAGCACCUGAAAGGCCUGAAGCUGACCCAGCCCAGUAGCUUUUACUCUCAGAGGCUGGCGGAACUGACACCAGGAUUCAGUGGUGCCGACAUUGCCAAUAUUUGCAACGAGGCUGCACUGCACGCUGCACGGGAGGGGUACACAUCCGUCCACACGUUCAACUUUGAGUAUGCCGUGGAGCGCGUCAUUGCUGGGACUGCUAAAAAGAGCAAGACCCUUUCCAAAGAAGAGCAGAAGGUGGUUGCCUUUCAUGAGUCUGGGCAUGCCUUGGUCGGUUGGCUGCUGGAGCACACGGAAGCUGUGAUGAAGGUCUCCAUAGCACCUCGAACAAAUGCAGCCCUGGGCUUUGCUCAGAUGCUCCCUCGGGACCAGUACCUCUUUACCAAGGAGCAGCUGUUUGAGCGGAUGUGCAUGGCGCUGGGCGGCCGUGCGGCUGAGGCCAUCUCCUUCAGCAGGGUUACCUCUGGGGCCCAGGACGAUUUGAGGAAGGUUACCCGCAUCGCUUACUCCAUGGUAAAACAGUUCGGGAUGGCACCCAGCAUUGGGCCUGUCUCCUUCCCUGAGGCACAAGAGGGCCUCGUGGGCAUUGGACGGCGUCCAUUCAGCCAGGGCCUCCAGCAGAUGAUGGACCACGAAGCAAAACUGCUGGUGGCCAAGGCCUACAGACACACUGAGAGAGUACUGCUGGACAACCUGGACAAGCUGCAGGCGCUGGCAAAUGCCCUUCUGGAAAAGGAAGUGAUAAACUAUGAGGACAUUGAGGCCCUCAUUGGCCCACCGCCCCAUGGACCAAAGAAAAUGAUUGCACCACAGAAGUGGAUUGAUGCUGAGAGGGAGAAGCAAGCCUCAGUGGAGGAGGAGGCUCCUGCUCCCUAGCCCCCACCUCCAGAGGAACCAGCCCUCUUGGCCCAGAUAGCUGGAAUUCCUCAACUGCACCUGCAGUCAUGCCCGAACUUGUCAGCCAGCUGCCACUUUCCUCCCCAGCUCCAUCCUCCAAGAGUUUUUCACCUGAGAUUUGAACCUUACCCUCUAGCAACCUCAGUGGUUUCUGCUGAAGGACUUGUGAUAUCUAUUUAUUGAUUCAUAAUUAGUAAAUUGCAGAGACAACUGAA
Messenger RNA from Nannospalax galili (Upper Galilee mountains blind mole rat), 2626 nucleotides. RefSeq names its product SPG7 matrix AAA peptidase subunit, paraplegin (gene Spg7). Gene Ontology annotation, biological process: protein-containing complex assembly; mitochondrial protein processing. The coding region runs from base 42 to 2390 and encodes 782 amino acids. NCBI's taxonomy places the organism in Eukaryota, Metazoa, Chordata, Mammalia, Rodentia, Spalacidae. The record is from RefSeq and is a predicted model, not a curated record. Gene Ontology annotation, molecular function: metalloendopeptidase activity; ATP-dependent peptidase activity; ATP hydrolysis activity. Gene Ontology annotation, cellular component: m-AAA complex; membrane. The transcript has 17 exons.